Lingula anatina is the source of this 6275-nucleotide messenger RNA. Its product is annotated as kinesin-like protein KIF15. Gene Ontology annotation, biological process: microtubule-based movement. Lineage: Eukaryota; Metazoa; Brachiopoda; Lingulata; Lingulida; Lingulidae. Gene Ontology annotation, molecular function: microtubule motor activity; microtubule binding; ATP binding. The record is from RefSeq and is a predicted model, not a curated record.
UUGCUGUCAAAUACGGCAUUAAUCUUCUAGUUACAUGAAGAUGAUGUAGGCGAGACAUCACGCGAGAUCUCGCACAGCGCCAAUUUUGAAUGAUAGGUUGCUUGGAGAACUAUUCGUUUUCACUGCUUUGUCAAAAUGCCACCAUCGGAUAAAAGUGGCCCGGGUUCUGGGGAUGGGAAUGACGGAGAUGCCAUCCAAGUACUAGUACGAGUGCGCCCUCCAGAUGAUCAGUCAGAACUGAAGUUUGACAACGGCCACUGCAUUCAAGUAGACACUGACCAGAAAGCAGUAUUUUUAUCUUGCAAAGCAGACCCUAAAAUCUUCACCUAUGACAGUGUGGCAGGUGCUAAUGCUACUCAGGCCUCCUUAUUUUGGACUGUUGGGAAGAAAUCAGUUGACAGCUGCAUUCAGGGAUACAACAGCACUAUAUUUGCAUAUGGCCAGACAGGCUCUGGGAAAACCUUCACCAUGCUGGGACCCUCUGAGUACAGUGAAGAGCUGCAGGAUGAUAUGAGAGGGGUCAUCCCCAGGUCCUUUGAGUACCUGUUUAACUGUAUACCUAAAGAAGAGGCUAAGCAAGAAGGACGUGUACAGUUCUUAUGCAAGUGCUCUUUCAUGGAGAUCUACCAAGAACAAAUCUUUGACUUACUAGACCCAGCCUCUUCAAACCUCCACGUGAGAGAACACAUAAAGAAAGGAGUCUAUGUGGAGGGCCUAACAGAGGAAACUAUUACUAGUUCUAGUGAGGCCUUUCAGGUGCUGUCUGAAGGCCAGAGGAAUCGCAGAGUGGGGUCGACAUCCAUGAACAGAGAAAGUUCCAGGAGUCAUGCUGUAUUCAUCAUUUCCAUAGAAUCAAGGGAAAAGAAAGAAGGAAUAGAGAAAGUCAAAUCUUCACAGCUGAAUCUGGUGGAUCUUGCUGGCAGUGAGAGGACCAAGGACACCAAUGCUACAGGCCAGAGACUAAAGGAGGGGUGCAACAUCAACAAAUCCCUGGCAGUACUGGGUCAUGUCAUCCUGUCCCUGGUGCAGAAACAAAAAUAUGUGCCAUACAGGGAUUCCAAGCUCAGCUUCCUCUUGAGGGAUUCCCUAGGUGGUAAUGCCAAAACAUUCAUGAUAGCCUGUGUCCACCCAGGAGCCAAGUACUAUAGCGAGACACUGUCCACAUUACAGUUUGCAAGGAGGGCAAAACUUAUAAAGAAUAAGGCUACGUUGAAUGAAGAUAUGCAUGGCAGCAUUGCAGAUCUCCAGGCAGAGAUCAAGAAAUUGAAGGAACAAUUGCAGCAGUAUGCCUCAGGUGCUAUUCUCCACGAGCCCAGCACAGCAGAGAGUCAGGGAGAUGAAGAAGUUUCUGGCAUGUCAUCAGGUAGAACAAAUUCUGUAUGGAGAAAGCAUUUCUUGGAGGCCAUGAUGCUGAGAGAAAUUGCCGAACAAGAUAAGAAGAGCCUGGAGGAGAAGAAAGCAGGCCAGGAGCAGGAGCUGAAGGCCAGGGACUACAAGAUCAUGGCCAUCAACAUGAGGGUGAAGUUCAAGGAGAGUGCCCUCCAAAUGUUGGAGAAACACCUGAAGGCUGGGGACCCUGAUGGAGACGCCAAGGACGGGGUUAUUUGUAACUUGAGAGAGGAAAUUAAAAUGCUUCAGAAGGAAUUAGAACACAAUCCUGUUGUCACAAAGUUUGCUGUCGAAAACCAGAAUCUCCGAAGCGAAAUAAAAACUUUGAGAUCACUAGAAUCCAACAGAAAUAUUGUCAGAAUUACGGAACAGAAAGCACGAGACUUAGAAAAAAUAUACAAGGACUUGAUGAACGAGAACCAACAGCCCCAGGUGGGAGGAGAAUUUGACAGGAGACUCUCACUUUGCACCAUCCCUGCUGCGGAAGGCGCCAUCGAUGCUGCGGCCGUAGAAAAGUUGAAGUCUCAGAUAAACCACCUGCAGUCCCAGCUAGAGUCUGCCAAACAAGAGCUGUCAGAAAAAGAAGCAGUGUCAAAGAAAAUGGAGAUGGAUUUGAAAGCAGACCUGGCGUCAAAGGAGAAGACCAUAGCUGACCUCCACCACAACCUGGAGGCCAAGAACACCAGUAGCAGGAAUGAAAGGAAAAGUAUCACAGACAUGCAUAUAGAGACCAUCAGGGAAAUCACCACCCCUAAGAAAGCACUGUACAACCUCCGGAACAGAACCAUCCUGAAGCCAAUGUCUGGUGGCAGCAUUCAGUUUGACUUGACUGCAGAAGAGGAUGGAAUGGAGGAGAAGGAAGAGGUGGAGACUUUGAUGGACGUCGAGAUGCCAGAUCAAAUGAAGGAGCAGGCGCUGGACGCUCUGCUGGAAGAAAUUAAAAAACUGAAUGAGAAAAAUAAUGAGAAUCUGAAGACUCUGGAAGACAGGGAAACUGAGAUGCUGACACUGAAACAAAAUGCCUCCAAAUUAGAGCAUCAGGUUGAGAGCCUGGAGGAGAAGAAAGCAGGCCAGGAGCAGGAGCUGAAGGCCAGGGACUACAAGAUCAUGGCCAUCAACAUGAGGGUGAAGUUCAAGGAGAGUGCCCUCCAAAUGUUGGAGAAACACCUGAAGGCUGGGGACCCUGAUGGAGACGCCAAGGACGGGGUUAUUUGUAACUUGAGAGAGGAAAUUAAAAUGCUUCAGAAGGAAUUAGAACACAAUCCUGUUGUCACAAAGUUUGCUGUCGAAAACCAGAAUCUCCGAAGCGAAAUAAAAACUUUGAGAUCACUAGAAUCCAACAGAAAUAUUGUCAGAAUUACGGAACAGAAAGCACGAGACUUAGAAAAAAUAUACAAGGACUUGAUGAACGAGAACCAACAGCCCCAGGUGGGAGGAGAAUUUGACAGGAGACUCUCACUUUGCACCAACCCUGCUGCGGAAGGCGCCAUCGAUGCUGCAGCCGUAGAAAAGUUGAAGUCUCAGAUCAACCACCUGCAGUCCCAGCUAGAGUCUGCCAAACAAGAGCUGUCAGAAAAAGAAGCAGUGUCAAAGAAAAUGGAGAUGGAUUUGAAAGCAGACCUGGCGUCAAAGGAGAAGACCAUAGCUGACCUCCACCACAACCUGGAGGCCAAGAACACCAGUAGCAGGAAUGAAAGGAAAAGUAUCACAGACAUGCAUAUAGAGACCAUCAGGGAAAUCACCACCCCUAAGAAAGCACUGUACAACCUCCGGAACAGAACCAUCCUGAAGCCAAUGUCUGGUGGCAGCAUUCAGUUUGACUUGACUGCAGAAGAGGACGGAAUGGAGGAGAAGGAAGAGGCGGAGACUUUGAUGGACGUCGAGAUGCCAGAUCAAAUGAAGGAGCAGGCGCUGGACGCUCUGCUGGAAGAAAUUAAAAAACUGAAUGAGAAAAAUAAUGAGAAUCUGAAGACUCUGGAAGACAGGGAAACUGAGAUGCUGACACUGAAACAAAACGCCUCCAAAUUAGAGCAUCAGGUUGAGUCCAUGACAACAGAGAGACUAGAGCUGGUGAGAGAGAGGGACUCUUCAGUAUCCCAACUGGAGGCUUUGACACUGCAGUUACAGCAGGUUACAGACAACUUUACAAUGAUGGAAGGAGAGAAGGAAGACUACAGGGUACUCCUCCAGCAGGCAGACAAGGAAAUAGCUACCUACAAGUCCAAGAUCAAAUUAAGUGAUGAAGAAAAGGAAAAAGAGAAGGCAGCAAUUGAAACAAAGCUCCUAAGGAUUGAAAUCGAGCACUUUAAUCUCCAGAAGGAGUACCAGGCAGCACAAGAUGAGAAGUUGACAUUGGAGGAGCAAGUAGAAAACCUUCAGGACACUAAAAGCUUCAUGGAAGGGCAGGUUGCCACCCUGGAGGAGCAGCUGAAGACCUCCAUGGAGACCUGUAAGGAGAAGGAAGUUGAACUGAAGAGUCUGACCAGCCAAAUGGAGGCUGAGAGGGAGAAGGUAUCUAAGAUGACAGCUCAGUUGGCUACUGGGCAUGAAGUGCAACAAGAACUAGGCCAGGCCCUAGAGGAGAACAGUCGUCUCCAGAACCAGUGCAGUGUCCUGCAGUCCCAGUGUGACGCCCAGGACCAGAAGACCUCCCUGCUGGUGCAGGAACUAGAGACAGCGAAGAAUGCCGUCAGAGAGGCCAAUAAGGAGGCGGAGAGGGACAAGGCAGCCAUCGGGGAUAUGAUGACCAGAAUUCAGGAUCAGAAAUCCCAGAUUUCUGAGAACGCAGAAAUCCUGGCAGUGCUGAGGUCAGAGCUGACAGCCAGAGAGAAUGACGUCUAUUUGUUAGAGUGUCAAAAACAAGACACACAGACAGCGCUGGAGGAAAAGACCAAGCAAAUGGACGAGUUGUCAGCCAAGUUUGUGCUGGAGAAGGAGCAGCUUAGUGCCAUUGAGUCAAUGCUGCGAGAAGAUUUAGAAGUGGUCAGUGAGACAUUAGCUGAGUCUGAAGGUAGUCUGGAAUCUCUAAAGAAAGAGUAUCAAGAGCAAGCUGAAGUCCUUCAGGAGCAGUUGAAUCAGAAGACGGUGGAGAUGGAGGCAAUGAGAGAAGAGCUCCAGUCUCGCCUUGCUGCCAUGGAAACCAAGGCAGCCAUGUCCCUGGAGGAGAGCAAGAAAUAUUGUACCAUUAUAGAAGAGAAGACUGAAGAACUUGCUAAGUUGACCAAGUUAUUGGAGAAAGCACAAGGUGAAAGUGAUGAAUUGAGGUCAAAGGUGGAAUUAUUACAGGAAGAGGAUGCCAGGAAAACUGAGGAGCUGAAUACUGCUAUAGGAAAACUGGAGAUUCUAAAAGAAGAAAAUGCUCUCCCACAAAAUGAAAACAAAGAACUUCUAAACACAGUAGAACAGAAAACGGAAGAAUUGGAAAAGUUGACCAAGUUAUUAGAGACAGCACAAGGUGAUAGUGAUGAGUUGAAGUCAAAGAUGGAAUUAUUACAGGCAGAGGAUGCCAGGAAGACUGAGGAGCUGAAGUCUGCUUUGGGAAAAAUGGAGGCUCUGAAAGAAGAAACUUCACUGCAUCAAAAAGAAAUCGAAGAUCUUGUCGCCACUGUAGAACAGAAGACUGGAGAUGUGGAAAAUUUGACCAAGUUAUUAGAAGAAGCUCAAGAUGACAGAGAUGAUUUGAGGUCUAAGGUAGAAUUAUUACAGGAGGAGGAUGCCAGGAAAACUGAGGAGAUGAAGUCUGCUUUAGAAAAUAUGGAAGCUAUGAAAGUGGAAACUUCACUGCAUCAAAAAGAAAUCAGAGAACUUGUCGCCACUGUAGAAGAGAAGACCAGAGAUAUGGAAAAAUUGACCAAGUUAUUAGAAGAAGCACAAGGUGAUUGUGAUGACUUGAGGUCCAAGGUAGAAUUAUUACAGGAAGAGGAUGCCAGGAAAACUGAGGAGCUGAAGUCUACUUUAGAAAAAAUGGAGACCCUUAGAGAGGAAAAUGCCCGCCUGGUCGGCCACCAGAAUCCUAAACAGAAGAUCCAAUACCACAUGAGCCUGAAAGAUGAGAACAACAGGUUGAUGGAGGAAUUGGUAAAGACAAGAGAUGAACUCACCAGACUAAAAUUAGCACACAAGAAGCCGGUGGAAUCCUGCCUAAAAGAAAACAUGCAUCCUACCACUCUAAGAGGAACACCAAAAAAAUCGGUGUCCAGUUGAUAAAUCUAACAAGCUGCUAAAAGAUUUUUUUGUAAUGAAAGAAAUAUAACUUCCAUGAUAUGACAGAAGCAACCAUUGAGUUUUGACAUCAUUCAGUGAUAUGAGUGACAGAAUCGGAUGGAUAUUUCAAUGGAAAAUUAUGACAGGGGCCGAGAAAGCUCAAAAAUGAAUUUUACUUGCAGAAGUGGCAACAAUGUCGAUUUCAACCUCUUGGAUGAUUUUUUAAUCUAUUUUUUUAGAUUAAUAGUUUUAUCAUGGACCAAAAUUACUUUUCUAUUUUAUAUGAAGAAAAAGAGUGAAGGUUUGGAUUUUUUUAAUAAAAUAUUUGCAAGUACAUCGUACAGUGAUAGAAUCUUAAAAUGCUUAUCAUCUGCAAUUCUGAUGUGAAAGAUGAAUAAUUUUUGUGAAUAAUUGUAAAUUCAGAACCAUUUAUUCAGAGCUGUAAAUUUUUAUGUUUUUUAAUCACAUACAACAGAUGUACAUCUGAUUGGGGACCUAGCUUAUGGAGUUUGUUGGAGUCAGUAACAUUAUGAAGAUGAAAAAAAUGUGAACUAGAUAUAGUGAGGCGUGACUGUAUUAUUCAUAGUUGCCAUAAAUUAGUAUGUACUUGGUAGAAUUUGUCUGAAUAUGUGGUACAAAAUGUGAAAAUGGGCAAUGAUAAUAAAACAACAGUACAAAACUAA